Messenger RNA from Dendrobium catenatum, 1561 nucleotides. RefSeq lists its product as uncharacterized. The transcript has 8 exons. The record is from RefSeq and is a predicted model, not a curated record. NCBI's taxonomy places the organism in Eukaryota, Viridiplantae, Streptophyta, Magnoliopsida, Asparagales, Orchidaceae. Bases 231 to 1262 code for a protein of 343 amino acids. Gene Ontology annotation, molecular function: S-adenosylmethionine-dependent methyltransferase activity.
GAGCAGUGUUGGAAUUGAGCCACAUUUGACUCGGAUAACGUUUCUCUAUUCAAAUUUCCAUCAUAAAAGGCUAAACGCGUGUGAUCGCUUCCGACGCACAAUUUUUCCUGACCAGCGAAAGCAAAAUCAGCAAAGAGGAACAGGAACGAGGAGGGGAGCGAGCAAGCGAGCGAAAGUGGGGAUGCUCUAGCUCUUCAAGGAUCUGAUCAGGAAGGCUGACAGUGAGAACUAUGGCUUCUUCUUUCACAUUGCCAUCGCACUUCGUUCCUCCGCUCUUUGCCCGGCAUAGCCAGCCUCUUUAUCCUGUUGUCGCGGUUAUUACUAGUCCCCGCCAUCGAGGUUUCCAGGCCAGCGCCACUGCAGUCGCCACCGAGCUGGAGUCUCGAGGGCAGGACAAUGGAUUUCUAGACCAGAAACUACUUUCAUGUCCUAUUUGCUAUGAGCCAUUGAUAAGAAAAGGACCUCCAGGUCUGAACUUGCCUGCAGUCUAUAGAUCUGGAUUCAGGUGUAAAAAAUGUAAUAAAUCAUUUACAAGUAAAGAUGGAUAUCUGGAUCUCACAGUUACCUCCGGAACAACAGAAUACAAUGAGUUCAAGCCUGCUCGGACAGAGUUAUUUAGGAGCCCACUAGUAUCAUUUCUUUAUGAAAGAGGAUGGCGCCAGAACUUCAUUCGAAGUGGCUUUCCUGGUCUUGAUGAAGAGUUCAAAAUGGCUCAAGAAUACUUCACGUCUGUGUUUGGAGGAGUUCUUGUAGAUGUCAGUUGUGGGAGUGGCUUAUUUUCAAGAAAAUUUGCAGCAUUGGGGGCAUAUUCUGCUGUUAUUGCAUUGGACUUCUCUGAGAAUAUGCUUCGUCAAUGCAAUGAGUUCAUUACACAAGAUGCUUCUCUUUUGGCUAACAGAAACCUUGCUCUCGUGAGGGCAGAUGUCUCUAGACUUCCAUUCGCAUCGGGCUCGAUUGAUGCUGUACAUGCUGGUGCUGCUCUGCACUGUUGGCCCUCUCCUUCCAAUGCGAUUGCUGAAAUUAGCCGUAUCUUAAGAAGUGGUGGUGUCUUUGUGGCAACUACCUUUUUAUCAAGUCCUGUUAACAGCCCUUUCUCUGCUGGAGAACUGAGGCCUCUUAGACGGUUAUUUGGGCAAGUGACCAACAGUUAUUCCUAUUUUACUGAGAAAGAGAUUGAAGACCUGUGCAAGUCCUGUGGGCUCAUAAACUAUUCAGCCAAAGUACAAAGAUCUUUUAUAAUGUUCUCUGCACAGAAGCCAUAAUACAAUUUUGGGAUUCUUUUCCUUAGCCAUUCCUUCGGGUGCACUGUAUAUAUAACUAAUGUUAGAUCAUGGGACAUGGCAUGUGACUUCAUGGUUUGGAUUAAGUUAUAUGUCACUUGUAUAAUUCUUUUUUAUUUUAUAUAGUCAUGUAUGCAGUCAGUACUGUAGCUCUUAAAAUCAUAUAAAUACAGAUUGAGAGGCCAUUCUAGAGGGGGCUUUUUAGGGUGUUAUAUAGCACACUAGCAAGAAAUUCUAGAGCUUCUCUCCAUAGAAUCGGAUAUCCUUCAGCUUGUUUCUCA